Coniosporium apollinis CBS 100218 is the source of this 1761-nucleotide messenger RNA. RefSeq names its product protoporphyrinogen oxidase. Gene Ontology annotation, biological process: heme biosynthetic process. The transcript is spliced from 3 exons. NCBI's taxonomy places the organism in Eukaryota, Fungi, Ascomycota, Dothideomycetes. The coding region runs from base 1 to 1761 and encodes 586 amino acids. Gene Ontology annotation, cellular component: mitochondrial inner membrane. The record is from RefSeq and is a predicted model, not a curated record. Gene Ontology annotation, molecular function: protoporphyrinogen oxidase activity, oxygen as acceptor.
AUGCUGUUACGGAGACAUGUUAGUCUCCUAAGAUCAGCUGUGCAACAUGCGCACCUUACGCCAGCCCUGACUCCACGAUCCAAUCUUCGACAGUACGCGACUUCAUCAUCUACCGAUGAAAAAGACAUAGCCGUCGUGGGCGGCGGCAUCACCGGCCUGGCGAGCGCAUACUACCUGGCCAAAGAGCUUCCAAGAGCUAAGAUUACUAUAUACGAAGCCAGCGAACGCGUGGGAGGAUGGCUACACUCGAAGCAUGUAGAAGUGCCGAACGGCAGGAUACUGUUCGAGGGAGGACCACGGACGCUGCGCAUGUCUCCUCUGGCGCCGGCCGGCAUGGUUACGGCGCGUCUGAUUCAAGAGCUCGGCCUCAUUGACGACGUGUUAUACACCUUUAAAGACUCACCCGCCGCCCGAAACCGCUAUGUCUACUACCCGGAUCACCUCGUCAAGAUGCCACACCCCAGUGCCGGGCUCUUCAAUACCGUCAAAACCAUAUUGAGCGAACCGGUUUUUCGGGGCCUACCCUCGGGCAUGCUCAAGGAGCCGUUUCAGGACGAGCGAGAUUCACGCAUCACCGACGAGUCUGUUGGCUCGUUUCUAGCGCGACGAGUAGGGAAAGUCUUUCCGGACAAGCUCGUGUCGGCGGUGCUACAUGGUAUUUACGCCGGCGAUGUGUACCAGCUCAGCGCAAGGAGCCUUUUCCCAUUACAAUGGCACCUAGAGGGAAAGCAUGGGAGCAUCAUCAAGGGUCUCUUUGCAGCUCCUGGGCCAGUACCGAUGUUGAAACGGGAUGUGGAUCUGAUCAGGGAGCAAAACCCGCGAGACCUGGAUCCUAAGUUCAGGAAGAACCUCCUGCGGUGUAGCGUCUACAGCUUCAAGAACGGCAUCCAGCAGCUCGUCGACCGCCUAACGGAACGGCUGAGACAAAACAAGAACAUCACCUUCGCGCCAUCGACGGCUAUAAAAACGAUCGAGAAAGAUAGCUCCACCGGCGGCAUCAAACUCACCACCACCGCGCCCUCCACAGACCCAAAACCCCACACCCACGCCAUCUCCACGCUCUUCUCGCGCACCCUCUCCACCCUCUGCCCCUCCCCCAGCAACGCCCCCACCCUCCUCCCCACCCUUGCCAAGACUCACGCCGUAACCGUCAUGGUGGUAAACCUCUACUUCAGCCGGGCCUCCGUGCUCCCCGUCUCGGGCUUCGGCUACCUCCUCCCACGCGCGCUCCCCUUCGCCCAGAACCCCGAAUUCGCACUCGGCUGCGUCUUCGACUCCGACGCCAUCGCCGGCCAGGACUCGCUCUCCUCCCCCGGCGCAAAAGUAACAGUCAUGCUGGGGGGCCACUGGUGGGACGGCUGGACGGCGUUCCCGUCCGCGGAGGAGGGCGUGGCGAUGGCGCGGACGGUGCUGGCGCGGCAUUUGGGGGUUGUGGAGGAGCCCGCGGCGAGCAAUGUGUCGGUGCAGAAGGAAUGCAUUCCGCAGUAUACGGUCGGGCAUUAUGAGAGGAUGGGGAAGGCGCAUGGGGAGCUGAAGGAGGCGUUUGAGGGGCGGUUGAGGGUUGUGGGGAACAGUUAUACGGGCGUGGGAGUUAAUGAUUGUGUUAGGGCGGCGAGGGAUCUGGCAAAGGGGUUUGCGGAUGAGAGGAGUUGGGACGUCAGGACGGGGUUGGAGGCGUUUAAGGAGGAGGAGAAGUGGGUUAGGGGACCGGUUGUUAGGAGACGGAAGCCGGGUGAGGAGGAGGAGGAGGAAGAGAAGUAG